AUGCCGCGCUAUGACGGAUUUUCUCUCCACUGGCUGCACCGACAACUCGACUUUGAGGUUGCCACCUACAAACUUCUCAAACACACCCCAGGCAUACCAACCGACCGACUCCUUUAUCACCGUCACCCUUUACAGCAUGCGGGGAUCAAGCACGGUAUGCCCGCGGAUAUCAGUGGACGACGUUUGAUGAUCUUUGAUAUGGCACAAGGCCAGUGCCGCCUUUGGUCUGAGCUUGACGAACAGCAAAGGAUGUCAACUCUGGCCGACGCAGCUACGAUCCGUGCUUCAUUGCUCAACCUGGUGCUUCCGUCCCAGUUUGUAAGCAACUGGUUGUUGUGGCGUACCCUCCAACCAGUGGAAUGGAUGCCAAAGAAGCUGUCUCUUCCCAUCAGCGCGACCCGCGACUUCUGGCUCGCCACACUCAAGGCUAAGGUCGAGGCCAUGAUCAAGAAUGAAGGUGACAUUAUCGGUUGGCCUGGGAACAAAGUAACAGUAGGGCCAAAAGCCCUUGCUGCUAAAGAGUUUAUGUUGCGCUUGAUUCCGCUGAUACUCCCGGAGGGAGACGAGGCAGUCUUGUAUCGCCCGGUGCUGCAACAUGAUGAUUUCGGCAUCCACAACUUGCUGAACCUGGUCAGUGGGGCAGUGGAGACAAAAAUAACGUCAGUUUUCGACUGGGAAACAGCUUGCAUUGUCCCCUUCGCCCUGUCCGAAAUCGUGUUCUUUAUCGCUGGCUGUACCUUGACCACGGAUGAAGGUGGUAAGCCAUCAGCUCAAGCCCGGUCUGAGUUAGCAUCCAGGCCCGAAGAGCAAGCCAAAAACCAAGAAUACUCUGCUGAGUUUCUCAAGCGAGUCAAAGAACAAGUCCCUUCCUUGGAGGAAGCCAUGCACAAGGCCAAUGACGCUCGCUAUCUUUGGGUGAAGCUCAAAAAAUGGAAGGGGCAGCGUCCUGAAGAGUUCUUUGGUGAACUUGGGGACUGGGCAGAGAGAAGAUUGGCUGAAAGGGCCUCAUGUGAGACAAGCAACCUUUAG
This is a messenger RNA of Fusarium vanettenii 77-13-4, 1029 nucleotides long. RefSeq lists its product as uncharacterized. The record is from RefSeq and is a predicted model, not a curated record. Bases 1 to 1029 code for a protein of 342 amino acids. The transcript is spliced from 3 exons. NCBI's taxonomy places the organism in Eukaryota, Fungi, Ascomycota, Sordariomycetes, Hypocreales, Nectriaceae.